UCGGCUUUGCAGGCAGCAGGGAAAGAAAGCAGCAGACAGAGUGUUUGUGUACAGAAACGAUGGUGCAUAGCGCCUACGACCUGGUGGAGCUCGUAAAGGGCUGCAACGCUAAGGUCGAGAGCUUGGCAACAUACGGUUCUAAGAUCCUCUUAGGUUGCUCUGAUGGUUCGCUUCGAAUCUUUGUACCGACUUCCGCUCUUUCGAUCGCUUCUUCCCCCAGCAGCGGGGAUGAGGGGCUUCAGCCGUCUGAUUCCGAUAUCAAACGGGAGCCAUACGCGCUAGAGAGGGCGAUGUCGGGGUUCUGGAAGCGUGCGCCGUUGGCGAUGGAGGUGUGCCGCUCACGCGACCUUCUGUUGUCCCUCUCGGAGUGGAUCGCAUUCCACCGGCUUCCCAACCUGGAGACAGUUGUCGCCAUAGCCAAGACGAAGGGCGCUAAUGUCUACAGCUGGGACGAUCGGAGGGGAUUCCUCUGCGUUGGUAGGCAGAAAAGGGUCGGGAUCUAUAGACUGGAUGGUGGUCGUGAAUUUGUGGAGGUUAAGGAGUUUGGUGUAUCCGAUCAGGUGAAGUCUAUGGCAUGGUGUGGUGAAAACAUUUGCUUGGGGAUUGGGAAGGAAUACAUAAUACUGAACAGUACGACUGGAGCAUCGUCAAAAGUAUUCUCUUCUGGAAGGAGCAUUCCCUUAGUUGUUCCUCUUCCCUCUGGGGAGCUUAUCUUAGGAAAGGAUGACGUUGGAGUUUUUGUUGACCAAAAUGGGAAACUUCUACAAGAUGGCAGGAUAUGUUGGUCUGAGGCCCCCAGCUCUAUUGUCAUCCACAAGCCAUAUGGAUUAGCUCGCCUACCUAGGCAUGUUGAGAUACGCUCUCUUGAUGCUCCGUAUCCUUUGGUUCAGACAAUUGUUCUCAGGGAUGUUCAUCUCCUUCAACAAAGUAAUAACUGUGCGAUUGCUGCAGUAGGAAGUUCAAUUUAUGGUCUCUUGCCUGUUCCUGUUGGUGCCCAGAUUGUACAGUUGACAGCAUCUGGGAAUUUCGUGGGGGCAUUAGCUUUGUGUAAGCUACUCCCACCAGAGGAUUCUAGCCUUCGAGCAGCAAAAGAAGCCUCUAUACAUAUAAGGUAUGGGCAUUAUCUGUUUGAUAAUGGGAGCUAUGAGGAGUCCAUGGAUCAGUUCUUGGCUUCCCAAGUGGAUAUAACCUAUGUAUUAUCUUUAUAUCCUUCAAUAACUCUACCAAAGGAUCUAACUAUUGUUGAACCUGAGAAGUUUCAAGAACAGACUGAUGCUUUUUACCUAUCAAGGUUUUCUUCUGAUGUGUCAGAUGACAUGGAAUCAUCAUUGCCAUCUCAAUUCUAUGAAUCUGAUGAUAAAUCAGCAGUUGAGGAUAAGAAAACGAGUUACAACGCUAUCAUGGCACUAGCAAAGUACCUGCAGAGGAAAAGAUUUAGUGUAAUUGAAAGGGCAACUGCAGAGGUAACAGAGGAAGUUGUCUCUGAUGCUGUGCAAGGCAGCAUAACGACUUCUGAGCCAUAUGGAUCUAUGAGUUCCAGCAAGAAAAGAGGUCACCCUCAUAUCAGUUCAGUUGGAAGGGAGUUGGCAACUAUACUGGACACUGCACUUAUUCAGGCUCUGCUUCUUACUGGGCAAUUUUUGGUAGCAGUAGACUUGGUGAAAGGUCCUAACUACUGUGAUUUAAAGAUUUGUGAAGAAAUUUUGAAAGGUAGGAAUGAUUAUGAAGUCUUGUUAGAGCUGUAUAAGUACAAUGGAAUGCAUCAUGAAGCACUGAAACUCCUCCAUCAGCUUAUUGAGGAAUCAAAUUCAAGCAUUACGAGUUCUGAAUCUCAGAAUUUCAAACCAUCCAUGAUUAUUAAUUAUCUCAAGCCUCUUUGUACAACCGACCCAAUGCUUGUUUUGGAAUACUCUACACUUGUCCUAGAAAAAUGUCCAACGGAGACUAUGGAGCUUUUUCUCUGGGGAAAUGUUCCUGCUGAUUUGGUCAAUUCAUACUUAAAGAAGCACGCACCGAACCUGCAAUCUACCUACUUGGAGCUUAUGCUUUCAAUGAGUGGAAAUGGCAUCAACACAAACCUGCAGAGUGAACUGGUUCAAAUAUACCUUUCAGAAGUCAUAGACUGGUACAAGGAUCUGAAAGAGAAGCAUAACUGGGACGAGAAGAUCUACUCAUCCACACGGACAAAGUUGUUGUCAUUGUUAGAUAGCAUGCCUUCUUAUAACACAGACGCUCUUUUGAAACGCCUUCCAUCUGAUGCUCUCUAUGAGGAGCGUGCCGUUUUACUUGGCAAGAUCAAUCAACACCAGCUUGCUUUGUCUCUAUAUAUUCAUAAGCUUUACUUACCUGACCAGGCACUCACAUACUGUGAUCGUGUCUAUGAGAUGGGACCGCAACAGCCUUCAAAGUUUAAUUCCAACAUAUAUCUUACUCUGCUGCAAAUUUACCUUAAUCCACAGAGGUCAAUCAAAGAAUUCGAGCAAAAAACUUACCCAGUACCUCUACAAAAAUCUAGCUUUCAAAAAAUAACUAAAGGUAAAGGGGGCCGAGUUACAAAAAAGAUUGCUGAAAUUGAGGGAGCCGAAGAUAUGCGCAUAAGCCCAAGCAGUACUGAUAGUGGACGUAGUGAUGUGGAUGGGGAAGAAGCAAAUGAAGAAGGUGGUCCUAUAAUGUUGAACGAGGCAUUGGAUUUGUUGAGCCAGAGAUGGGACAAGAUCAAUGGUGCUCAGGCCCUUAAGUUAUUACCGAGAGACACAAAGCUUCAGAAUUUGCGUUCUUUCCUUGAGCCUCUCUUAAGGAAGUCUAGUGAAGGCCGCCGAAACUACUGUGUUAUCAAGAGUUUGAGAUACAGUGAGAAUUUACAGGUAAAAGAGGAGCUAUAUAAGCAUCGCCGCACAGUGGUAAAAAUUGAUGGUGAUAGUACAUGUGCGCUUUGCCACAAGAAAAUAGGUACUAGUGUUUUUGCCGUUUACCCAAACGGAAAGACUCUUGUGCAUUUUGUUUGCUUUAGAGAUUCGCAAACUAUCAAAACUGUGAGAGGAUCAGGUACGCCAAAGCUUAAAUAGUAGUUUCUUAACCUAAGUUCAAGUGUUCUGGCCUUAGCGCAUUUGUACGUGAGAGCUUUUGCGGUUUUUUAUAGACAUCACACUGUAAUUAUUUCAUGUUGAAUUUGGUUAAUCAUUUCAAGUCAAAUAUGUUUUUUUUUU
Molecule: messenger RNA, 3206 nt
Organism: Dendrobium catenatum
Lineage: Eukaryota; Viridiplantae; Streptophyta; Magnoliopsida; Asparagales; Orchidaceae
Product: vacuolar sorting protein 39
Exons: 11
Coding region: 60-3065 (1001 amino acids)
Biological process (GO): endosomal vesicle fusion; autophagy; intracellular protein transport
Cellular component (GO): cytoplasm; membrane
Source: RefSeq, a predicted model, not a curated record